Molecule: messenger RNA, 1769 nt
Organism: Drosophila arizonae
Lineage: Eukaryota; Metazoa; Arthropoda; Insecta; Diptera; Drosophilidae
Gene: E5
Product: empty spiracles homeobox protein E5
Biological process (GO): neuron differentiation; central nervous system development; regulation of transcription by RNA polymerase II
Cellular component (GO): nucleus
Molecular function (GO): RNA polymerase II cis-regulatory region sequence-specific DNA binding; DNA-binding transcription factor activity, RNA polymerase II-specific
Source: RefSeq, a predicted model, not a curated record
CUGAACAUCGUCGCGCCAAAUGGUCACGUGCGGUCGUCAAACGUUCAACAUGCUGCCGAUGGCGCCGACGAAUCCUUUUGUGGUGUCCGUUAGCUCCACAACAGCUCCGUCCGCCUCAGCAUCGUCCUCAGCCACCGGUGUCAAUUGCUCUUCCAGCACAAACAGCAGCAGCAACAACAACAACAACAACAACAGCAACAAGCCAAAGCUGGCCUUCAGCAUUGACUCCAUAGUCGGCGCCGAGCCAUCAACGCCAGCGAAGACGCCGACUCAUCCGCAGCGCAUGACUGUUAUUGCCUCGCCACGAGGCGACAGCCCAGUGAUCGCCGCCACAUCGCCCUCCAUUGAGAGGCGAACCCCACGCGGCUUCAUUUAUUGCCGGCGACGGACCUCCUUGGAUGAACGUUCACGAAGUCCGCCCACGCCGGCCAGCCGGUCCCCUUCCCCAGCUGCAGCUGCGCCUGUGGCACCACCCGCUGCACCCAUUACGCUGCCCGGACUCAUUCGCCCGCUUCCGCUGCCGGCUCCAACAAAUCUCACGCUACUUGGUGCUCCACGCUCCACGGAUAGUGCUUCUCCUACGGGCACGGCGCCCGGCAUCCCAUCACCCGUUCGACCCACAGCGGCACCGCCUCCACCUUUUCUCGCCGCCCAGUUCCAAAUGGCCGCCGCCUUGGCACACCAUCAUCACCAGCAACAGCAACAGCAACAGCAGCAGCAACAACAACAACAUCCUCAGCAUCCGCCUGUGCCAACGGGGCCACAUCAUGGCCCGCCGCCACCACCGCAUCUGAUGCCCGGCCAUCCGCUGGGCAUAUUUCCAGGCGGCCCCCAUCCAGGACAUCCACCGCCCCAUGGUCAUCAUCCAUUUGUGGCCGCUCCUCAUCUAAUACGUGACAGCUAUCCGCUCUACCCCUGGCUGCUCAGCCGACAUGGACGCAUAUUUCCACGUUUUCCAGGCAACUUCCUGCUGCAACCGUUUCGCAAGCCAAAGCGGGUGCGCACCGCCUUCUCGCCCACGCAAUUGCUUAAGCUGGAGCACGCCUUUGAGGGCAAUCACUAUGUGGUGGGAGCGGAGCGCAAGCAGCUGGCCCAGGGACUCAGCCUGACGGAGACACAGGUCAAAGUGUGGUUCCAGAACCGCCGCACCAAGCACAAGCGCAUGCAACAAGAGGGCGGCGACAGCAGCGAUGCUAAGAGCAACAAGGGCAGCUCCUCGGGCGGCGGCGGUGGCGCCGGCUGCGAUGGUGACGAGGAUGCCAAACAUGAUGGCUCCCAGCAUAGCUCCACGGAUGUGGAGGACGACGAGGACAUUGAGGAGGAUGACGAGGACGAAGUGAUUGACAUGGACGACUAUGGCAGCGACCUGGAUGCUGAGGAGCAUCAGCGCCUGCGCGAACAGUUCCAGCAGCAGCUUGCCCAGCACCAGCAACAGUUGCUCCAGCAGCAGAACGAGGCAGGCGUCUUAACGCCGCAGCAGCAACAGCAAUUGCUGCACCAUCAUCAGCAACACCUGCAACAACAGCAGCAGCAGCAACAACAACAGCAGCAACACUUCAUGCAGCAGCAACAAAUGUAUUUGCUUGAGAAGGAGCGGGAGCGACAAAGAGAUCGAGAACGGGAACGAUCUCGGGAGAGAGAGCAUGAAAAGCAGUAAUGCCCAUUGAAAUUCGGAGUUGCUUUUGAUUGGCCUAAAGUGUCAGCUAGUUUGUGUUCCUUUGAUUUGUAAAUGACUUAAGUUAAAGUGUAUAAAUUAAUUUAAUAUACAU